Messenger RNA from Sungouiella intermedia, 315 nucleotides. The record is from the annotation of a GenBank genome assembly. NCBI's taxonomy places the organism in Eukaryota, Fungi, Ascomycota, Pichiomycetes, Serinales, Metschnikowiaceae.
AUGACGCUAAACCGAGACGAAUACUCGGAUCUAUUAGUUGGUGCCGUCAAGGUCAGGGAGAAGUUGACGGCCGAUACAAGACGCCCCAAUACCCCAGUACGCGUGCUAGUUCUUCAGGCCAAUCUCCUAGAUCGCCUCACUCACCGAUUGGAGCGACUACUGGAGGAUGUGGCCAUCGAACGAUAUAACAGAGGUCUGCGGGCCAGACCUGAUGAAGGGGAAAGUUUCCGCUUUGGGUUUUCCAAUGCGAGAUCUAAUUGUAACGAUGCUAUUGCUGACGAAUACGCAGAUUUCGCUAAUGUUUCUGAGAGGUAG